This is a messenger RNA of Adineta steineri, 2861 nucleotides long. Lineage: Eukaryota; Metazoa; Rotifera; Eurotatoria; Adinetida; Adinetidae. The record is from the annotation of a GenBank genome assembly.
GUGCUAUCUAUUAUAUUGAUCAUAUACCAAUUGCAUCUUCUAUUCGUAAUAACAAUUUAGUUGAUAGUUCAAAUAUUUUGUAACGAGUGUGUUGUAAUAUAUGAAUAAACAAUUGUGUAUAGAAAAUUCAACGACACAAUAAAUCAUAGAGAGAGGAAGAGAGAGAGGAUAUAACAAGUGAAAUAUGGCGAUGGUCAACCAACGAAAAAGGUCAUUGGGCAGUAAAUGAGUCAUACACUCAUACCUUUCAAAGGUGUCAACGGCCGGUCAACUGUCAUCUAUUGAAAUAAAAUAAGAAAUUUUUUGGUCUAUUGUUAUUUUUAGAUAUUCUCAUUAACUGAAUGUACAUACAUUUUUCAUGUUCUUCAAACUGUUUUGUAUUGUAAAUAUUCUCUUUGUUUCCAUUUCCAGUAUGAUAUAUAUAUAUUUUUCUUUGUUUUUCUUUAAACAUAUAUAUUUUUUUAAAUUUCCUAGGUGAACAAUUACAAGCUCCAAUAAUUUUACGUGAAUCAAGUGAUAAUGAUGUUCCAUUAGGUUCUCGGAAAGUUUUUACAUGUAAUGCAAUUGGUUAUCCACCUCCGACUUAUAUGUGGUUACUUGAAUGGCAAAAUUUAACAUCGAAUUUUUCUUCUCUAAGUUAUUUUGAAAUUCCAUCAACGAAAAAACAAGAUCAAGGUUCAUAUCGAUGUUUAGCAAAAAAUGAUGUUGGAAUAGUUGCAAGUAAAGCAGCACAUUUAACUGUUUGGUAUUUUGAUGGUUUAUUAAAUAAUCAACGUGAUCAAUUUAUUAAUGUUUAUGAAUCUGAUGCUGUUAUUUUACAUUUACCAGUUAUAAGUUCAUCACCUGAUCCAACUGUACAAUGGUUUAUGAAAAGUAGUUCAUCAUCAAGAGAUAAUAUACGUAUAAUAAUUAAUGAAAAAUAUUUUAUUACAUCAACACAUAAUCUUGUUAUACUUAAUACAGAAUAUCAUGAUGAAAAAAUAUAUUUUGCUAUUAUUGAAAAUAUUUUUGUUGGAGGCACAAAACAAUCAUCAGAUUUUCGUUUACAAAUUAAUCGAAGAAAAAUUCCACUUUCAGAAACAAUACCAGAAUUUAUUAUUAAACCAACAGAUCAAUUAGCUACUAUUGGUGAUGCCAUUAAAUCUUUUGAAUGUGUUGCUAAUGCUGGUCCGGGUAAUACUAUUGAAAUAAUUUGGCAAAAAAAUGCGAUAUUAAUUGACCAAACAACAGGGCGAUUCCAUAUUGGACCUUAUAAUCGAACACUUGAAGUUCGUGGAAUAACUGCGGAUGAUCAAGGAAUUUAUUCUUGUCAUAUUCGAAUAAAAAACAGUGAUAAUUUCAUAAAUGCAAGUGCAAAAUUAAUUGUUCGAGGUGUACCGAUAAUUUCAACAAAUUUUCCUCUUAUUCAAAAUGUUGAUUUACAAGAAAAUAUUAUUUUUACUUGUGAUGGAACACCAAUAUCAACAAAUUUUAAUGUAACAUGGUAUAAAAAUGCUAUUCUUUUAACAAAUGAAUCUUCAAAAAUUCAAUUAAUUGAUAAUAAAUUAAUAAUUAAUACAAUCGAAUGGAAUGAUCAAGGAAUGUAUCAAUGCUUUCUAACAAAUGAUGUUGGAGAAGACACACGUUCGACAUGGCUAAAAAUAAAAAGUGAACCACCAACAGUAACUGCUAGUAAAGAUUUAAUUGUUUUUAAUGGAACUGAUGUAGAAUUAACAUGUACUGCUAAUGGAUCGCCAUUUCCAAAUAUAACUUGGUUUAAAUUAAAUUCCAAUGAUAAUCAACGUAUUUUAAUAAAUAAUCUUCAUGGAAGAUUUCAUAUCGAUAAUCGAACUGGUGUAUUAUCAAUAACAAAUACUAUACGUGAUGAUUCAGGUAUAUUUGAAUGUUUAGCACAAAACAUUCUUGGAUCAGCACAUGCACGUACAACAUUACUUGUUCAUCGACGAACAAGGAUUAUUUCAUUACCGCAAACAAUGAAAAUUGUUAAAGCACAAUCGUUAGUACUUGUUUGUCAAGUAUUUAGUGAAGAUGAUAUAGCAAAACGUAUUCAUUGGUAUUUUAAUUAUAAUCAAAUUAUACCACAUAAUAGAUUUUAUAAUGAAAGUACAAUUUUAAUUGAUACACCACAAAAUCAAGAUACGGGUAAUUAUACUUGUAUAGUCGAAUCUGAAGCAGGUAAUGAUAGUCGUACAACAGAAGUAACAAUAAUUGAAUUACCAUGGCCACCGACAUUUGUCCGAGCAUCACUUAUGAAUGAUUCAUUGAGUAAAUCAGUUAUUGUUAAUUUAACUUGGAUACCAAAUUUUGAUGGAAAUAUUCCAAUUGAACGAUAUACAAUUCAAAUGAAAGAUUCGAUAUUAUCAGAUAUAAAUGGAUAUGAUGAUAUUGGUUGGCAAAAUAAAGAAGAUAUUGUAAUACAAAAAAAUCAAACAAAAACUUGGACAUUAAUUCAUCAUCUUCGACCAUUUACAACUUAUCGUUUUCGAUUAUCAGCUUGGAAUCAAUUAGGAGAAGGACAAAUAAGUUCUCCUAGUAAUAAUAUUACUUUACCUGAAGAAAUUCCAAAUGGUACUGUUAAAUCUUUAACAGCUAUUCCACGUGAUUCAACAUCACCAGAAAUGAUUCCAUUAGUUCCUUUAUUAUUGGAACAAUUUGUUGGUGAAAAUGGCGUUGAUUUAUCUGUUAUUGAUGAUUGUUUACGAGCUAGUCCAGCUCAUAAUCGUUGUAUAUUUGGUCAUUCGAAAAGAUUUACAGCAUCAGAUUGGCUUAAACAACAUCCAUUGUCAUUAAUUAUUGAAGCAAAUCAUGCACCAGUUUAUGAUCAUGAUGUUGUUAAAAUAUGUGUCGAUUUAAAGUUUCAA